UAAACCGCUGUUAUGCGUACACAUGUUUCUAAUUCUUAAUGACGAAGAUUUUUGUCAUUUGCAAUAUUUUUUUCAAAGUAAAUUCAUCACUUCAAAUGAAUGUGAAAAAAUCAAAAGUUCUCUAACAUCAUAAUAUAAAUUCCUAUGUUUGAAUAUUCGACGUCUUCUUUUAUUAAUACAAAGGGUAAAAACGGUAUCAAUUCUUUCGCCCAUUUUUUUUCAUUGUCAUUUUUGUCUUGAUUGUUUUUGGUAGAAUUACCGCUAAACCCUUUCGAUCAAACGAAAACUGUUUAACAGUUCGAUGAUGUGGCGUGACAAUAUAUAGAGGCUGUCUUGAUUUUAACCGUUUCAAUUCGGUCAUUUGCGGUUGCACUUCGAACUAACUGUCAAAAUCAACGGUUAACGAAGGCAUAGUGGAACAUUUCGUUUGCAACCAAUGAUCGUACAAUAUUUUAAUCAUUCAAACUGUUCGGAGGAUUUUUGAGAAAAUUCUGUUUUUCGUUAAUUAUUCAAAGUUAAAAACAUCAAUCAUAGGAGAUAAAUACGAAAACUACACCCGAUAGAUUUAGCAGUCAGCUCGUUUAUUGGCAUAUUUCGUUCAGUUGCGAAAUAUUGCGUGUUAUUUAACACGAAUCAAUCUGCUCUGUAUGUUGUGCAACAAGACAGCUAACAUCAAACAUUCGACACAAUCUUGAGCCGCUGAGUCAGCAUUUCAUUGUCGGAGCAAAACUUGGACUACACUAGUGUGUGCGACAUCAUUCGUUUUCCCUGCAUCGUAAAACUACACCAAACCAAAAUGGAUCCACGAAAUGUCGAAGGAAAACUGGCAGAACAAAUGAACGAACCACAGCAAACCAUGGACACUGAACAACCACCGCAAAUCUUCAAACUGAACGUCGAUUGCUUUGAAAAGGUGUUUGAAUAUCUAUCUAUCAAAGAUCUUCACACUUUUGGACAAACAUGCAAACGAAUGCAACGGGUUACCGGCCACUUUUAUCGGCAACAAUUUCCCAAAAAUCAUAUCAGCCAUAACAAAUAUGUUGGUUUUCAUGAAUAUGCCGGGACCCUAUCAUUGAUAGCCAGCGGCCCUACUGAUGAACUAAAUUUGACCAACAUUGAUUGGGAUAUAUUCAAAUCAGCCAAGAGAAUCGAUUUCCUUGGAGUUAAUUUGGACCAAAUCAAAAUGAUGCCCAUGGAAUUCUUAAACCAAAUCGAAGAUAUUGUCUUGUUUUUUUGUAAAGUAAAUGAAUCGUUUUAUGAAAGUGUUCUUAAGCAAUUCACGAACGUAAAAGUCCUACAAAUUGUAUGCAGUGAAUUUGAUUAUGAAUGGGUCACUCGAAAAUACCCGAAACUGCAGCAUUUCACAUGGUUUGCUAGCAAGCGCGCAACUGCUGUCAAAUUGCGAUCGUUUUUGCAGCAAAACUCUACUAUUCGUUCGUUAUCAACGAAAUUAAGUUGGCUUUUGCCGAAUGAAACUGAAAUGAUGGAACUCAAAUUGGACGACUUGUGCAUUUCCACGACUUUGCUACAACAGAAUGACUCCGAUUUCCUGAAUAAGCUGCAUGCCAACGGCGUAUACAAACGAUUACAUAUUAACACCAGAGAUAAUCAAACGUUUGUCGACGGAUUGAGCUCAUUGAAGUCCCUCGUUAGAUUUACUGUAAUGAAAAUUGGAGGAAUGGUCGAUUUGUCAUCACUGGUAAACUUAAAAGUGCUAAAAUUCUCAACAAUGAGAAUCGGAAAUUGCAUAAACAUUGCAAACAAACCGGCACUUGCGCAGAGCCUUGAAAAUCUCAAUGAGGUGCAUUUUAAUGCGGCCGGUAUCGAUGACAUUUUACCGUUUGUACACCUGUCGCCAAAAUUGAAGAAGAUCGGCGUCAUCCUUAAAUUGGGCGAAAAUCCAAACCAAGCCAUCGAUCCAGUUGCGAUGAACCGUGAACGUGAAAAGUUGUUGACCAAAACGUUGUAUGUUAGCAAAGUGACGAUUUACAUCCCUCAAUCAAAUUACCUGGCAACAAAGUGGAAAACAACGGAAAUCGACUUAAAGCUGAUCGAAAUUAAACGAGUUGAAUCGAUCGAUACAUUCGAACUAAUGGUCUUCUGAUGUCAUGAUCAUUUUUGAACAACGUGUGAUUAUAUAAGAUUACAACUAAAAUACCUAUUUUUUCUAAUAUAAAAAAACACUCAAUGAAAGUGAAUAAAGCAAACCGAAUUUAUGUUCCAGUUGU
Sitodiplosis mosellana (orange wheat blossom midge) is the source of this 2228-nucleotide messenger RNA. RefSeq lists its product as uncharacterized. Gene Ontology annotation, molecular function: protein binding. Lineage: Eukaryota; Metazoa; Arthropoda; Insecta; Diptera; Cecidomyiidae. The record is from RefSeq and is a predicted model, not a curated record. The transcript is spliced from 2 exons. The coding region runs from base 797 to 2104 and encodes 435 amino acids.